This is a messenger RNA of Galeopterus variegatus (Sunda flying lemur), 2454 nucleotides long. It is a transcript of the gene AKT1, whose product is annotated as v-akt murine thymoma viral oncogene homolog 1. The transcript has 13 exons. Lineage: Eukaryota; Metazoa; Chordata; Mammalia; Dermoptera; Cynocephalidae. Bases 27 to 1469 code for a protein of 480 amino acids. The record is from RefSeq and is a predicted model, not a curated record. Gene Ontology annotation, molecular function: ATP binding; protein serine/threonine kinase activity. Gene Ontology annotation, biological process: protein phosphorylation.
GUCCAGCCUUCUGCAGCCCGGGCGCCAUGAACGACGUGGCCAUCGUGAAGGAGGGCUGGCUGCACAAACGAGGGGAGUACAUCAAAACCUGGCGGCCCCGCUACUUCCUCCUCAAGAACGACGGCACCUUCAUCGGCUACAAGGAGCGGCCCCAGGACGUGGACCAGCGUGAGUCCCCGCUCAACAACUUCUCCGUGGCACAAUGCCAGCUGAUGAAGACAGAGCGGCCCCGGCCCAACACCUUCAUCAUCCGCUGCCUGCAGUGGACCACAGUCAUCGAGCGCACCUUCCAUGUGGAGACACCCGAGGAGCGGGAGGAGUGGACCACUGCCAUCCAGACAGUGGCUGAUGGACUCAAGAAGCAGGAGGAGGAGAUGAUGGACUUCCGGUCGGGCUCGCCCAGUGACAACUCUGGGCCCGAGGAGAUGGAGGUGUCCCUGGCCAAGCCCAAGCACCGCGUGACCAUGAAUGAGUUUGAGUACCUGAAACUGCUGGGCAAGGGCACCUUUGGGAAGGUGAUCUUGGUGAAGGAGAAGGCCACAGGCCGCUACUAUGCCAUGAAGAUCCUGAAGAAGGAAGUCAUCGUGGCUAAGGACGAGGUGGCCCACACGCUCACUGAGAACCGCGUCCUCCAGAACUCCAGGCACCCCUUCCUCACGGCCCUGAAGUACUCCUUCCAGACCCACGACCGCCUCUGUUUCGUCAUGGAGUAUGCCAACGGGGGCGAGCUCUUCUUCCACCUGUCCCGGGAGCGUGUGUUCUCCGAGGACCGGGCCCGCUUCUAUGGCGCUGAGAUCGUGUCGGCCCUGGACUACCUGCACUCCGAGAAGAACGUGGUGUACCGGGACCUCAAGCUGGAAAACCUAAUGCUGGACAAGGACGGGCACAUCAAGAUCACGGACUUCGGGCUGUGCAAGGAGGGCAUCAAGGAUGGUGCCACCAUGAAGACCUUCUGCGGGACGCCUGAGUACUUGGCCCCUGAGGUGCUGGAGGACAACGACUACGGCCGGGCAGUGGACUGGUGGGGGCUGGGCGUGGUCAUGUACGAGAUGAUGUGCGGCCGUCUGCCCUUCUACAACCAGGACCACGAGAAGCUCUUCGAGCUCAUCCUCAUGGAGGAGAUCCGCUUCCCCCGCACGCUCGGCCCUGAGGCCAAGUCCCUGCUCUCAGGGCUGCUCAAGAAGGACCCCAAGCAGAGGCUCGGCGGGGGCUCCGAGGACGCGAAGGAGAUCAUGCAGCAUGGCUUCUUUGCCAGCAUCGUGUGGCAGGACGUGUACGAGAAGAAGCUCAGCCCGCCCUUCAAGCCCCAGGUCACUUCAGAGACUGACACCAGGUAUUUUGAUGAGGAGUUUACGGCCCAGAUGAUCACCAUCACACCACCCGACCAAGACGACAGCAUGGAGUGUGUGGACAGCGAGCGGAGACCCCAUUUCCCCCAGUUUUCCUACUCGGCCAGCGGCACGGCCUGAGGAGGGGCCAGCUGGCCACAGGCAGCCACAUGCUCCAGACCACGGCUUCAGUGGACAGAGAGGGAGCCCCGCACAAUGGUCUGCAUUUAGUGGUUUUUAUUUCUCGGGUGCACUGGAGAGGACCCACGUGCUUCCUCCUGAGCACGGAUGGCAAGGCACCUCGUGCUGUAGGCAGUGGCCUCCCUGCCAGCCGGAUCAGGGAGAAAAUUGUUGGGUGGUUUUUCUUAAUUUAUUUCAUCCAGUCUGUUCUCCAGAUGUGGCCUCGGCCCUCAGAACAAUUAGGUUCAUGUAGAAAAACGUUAAGGAUUUCUGCAGCCAUGUGCAAUGUGGGGUCCGGGCAGGUCCUGCUGCGGUCCCCUUCAUCAGCCCCUCACCACCGCCCUGGCUGUCGCCUCUUCUAGGGUCCAGUGCCUUGGCCCAGCUGGGGUCACCAGAAGCAACCUCAUUGUGGCAUGCUGGCUGGCACCCUCUCCCUCAGGGUGGGGCACAUGCCUGCCCCCCGCACUAAGGCUGGGCCUCUGAGGACAUCCUCAGAGGUGGCACCCCUGAGAUAGGACUAGGGGUGGGGCCUGGGCCGGGGUUUGCCCAGUUGCCCAGAGAAACAGGUUUAAAUUUGUUGCUGUGUAUUAUGCUGUUCAAAGGCAUUUUGGGGGGUUUAAUCUUAGAGACAGGAAAGCCCCCUCCCUCCCCUCCUUUCCCCCUCCUGUGUCACUGUUCUUGGUGGCUGUCCCACCAAGCGCAUCCACCUCUGAUGACUUCUCCAUGAUAGCACUUGUUCUUUUAGAUGCUUUCCUUUCCCGGCUGUAUGCACCCCCAGAGCCCUUUUGGAGGGGAGGCUGCCACCUGCCCCUCCACGCCCUCCCGGCCAGACGCUGCCGCUGCUGCUGCACCAUGGUGUUUUUUACAACGUCCAACUUGAGUAUUUUUACUACUAUAAUAUGGAACUUUCCCUCCAAAUUCUUCAAUAAAACCUGCUUUUCAAGUU